AAAGAGAAAAAAAUAGGAGGACACCAGUCGCGAAGUCAAAAUCCAAAAUCCGUCGCCAAAGUUGCACAUUCGGUUGCGCCGUCAUCGAGAAAAUCCAAGAAAAAAAUAAUCAAAAAGUGGACAACCGUGAUCUAGAUUAUUGUUGUUUUCGCUAAUACAUUUGGACGAUAAUAUGGCUCCGUUGAUUGUUGGGAUUAUUUUGAUCUGAAUUAUGAUGGUGGAAGAAAUUUAGUGGAGGGCAAAAGUAAAAUACACAGAAGUGUGGAAAAUGUUUUGUGGUGGUAGAAGAGCUGAGGCGAAAUUGGUUCGCUGAUAUUUUUCUCCUCAUCGAUGUCGUGCUGUGAGAAGUGAAAAGCUGCUGCUGUCUGGAAGAUUUUAUUUUAAUACUGGUUAGGCCAGCUAGGCGCGCGGGGUGGAGGGGGCGUGUUACGGAAGAAGUAUAGUUGAAUAGUCUGAUUGAAAGUGCAAGGUUCCCCCCAGCGGGCGGAACGUUCCGCGGAAAAUGUCCGACGAUCCGGUGCCAACGAAAUCCAAGUGUCGAAGAAAGUGGCCGCUGCGAUUGGCCAGCAGUGUUUGGUGGGUGCAUUUCUGGCCGCUGGGUCUGAUUUUGAUACAGUUUUGCGUGCUGACCCUGGCAGGCGGAAGUAACUCUGGGAUCAGCCUGGCGGGCACGGCCUCCGUUGGCAAAUGCUCCGACAUCAAGUGCAUGAACGGGGGCAGCUGCCGCAAUGGAACUUGCGUUUGCCCGGACGGAUGGCAGGGCUCCGAGUGCCAAUUUUGCGGAGGAAAAGUUAGGUUGACCGAUCCAUCGGGCAGCGUCCACGACGGUCUGGGCAAUUACUCAAUUGGUGUCAAAUGUAGCUGGCUGAUCGACGCACGUGACCACAACAGCAUAGCCGACAAACUCUCGCCGGCCGGAAGCGGGAAACCAUCGGUCAUUCGGUUACACCUGGAGGAGUUUGCGACCGAGUGUGGCUGGGAUCAUCUGUACGUGUACGAUGGCGACAGUGUAGAGUCGCCGCUGUUGGCCGUGUUCAGCGGGCUGAUGUACCGGAAGAAUUUCAGUAUCCGACGGAUUCCGGAGGUUUUUGCGCACAGUGGUUCGGCAUUGCUACAUUUUUUCAGUGACGAUGCGUACAAUAUGUCGGGGUUUAACAUCAGCUACGAGGUCAACGCCUGUCCUACGGUGGAUACCUCGGCCAACUGUUCCGGGCAUGGCGAUUGUGUAUAUGGGGAGUGUAACUGCGACAUCGGAUGGAGAGGACCGGCUUGCAAUGUGGCCAUAUGUCCGAACAACUGUUCGGCGAAUUUGGGUAGAGGCGCAUGCAACGUUAUACAGCGGCGGUGCAUUUGUGCGAAGGGAUUCGAUGGUAACGAUUGUUCCCAGGUGCGCGCUCAUGGUGUAUGGACAACGAUUACAUCCGAGGAGACGAUUGGGUUCGCUCCACCGGGGAGUGCCUCUCACGGUGUGGCUGUUUUCGGAGAUACGUUUUACAUAAUAGCCGGAGAAACUUACAGGAAGGCCAAGUCGCUGAUGUACAUGUAUGACUUCAAUGGCAAAGUCUGGGAGACAGCUCAUACGGAUUCGAAGACUACACCGGAUUUUCGGUAUGGUGCAUCAACGGUUAUGUACGGAGAUAAGAUCUUUAUGUACGGUGGGGUCAUAGAGGGGAAGGGUAUGUGUGGUGAACUGUGGGCAUUUGACGUGAGUGCUAAAAAUUGGGAGAAUAUUACGGUGAAGGCAGAACAAUGCAAUGAAACUUAUGCCAUGUGUGGGCCACUGAAAUCGGCCGGUCAUACGGCUACGUUAAUCUCAAACUUCGAAGGAGGUAAAAAGGGACAUUCGCAGAGAAUGGUGGUUAUAUUUGGGCAUUCGCCACAGUUCGGGUAUUUGAACACCGUGCAGGAGUACAAUUUUGGUACUCGUGAAUGGAAAAUUGUUAGAACUAGAGGCUACCCUGUAAAAGGAGGGUACGGACAUUCGGCGGCGUAUGAUCCUUUGAAGGAACGUAUUUAUGUCUACGGGGGAAUAAUCUCCGAGAGUGAUAGCACCCAGCUAUUGAGUAACAAAUUGUACAGUUACGAGCCGCAUAGUCGAGUUUGGACUUUGGAAGCUGCUGCCCCAACUGCGAGAUUCCUGCAUACUGCCAAUUUCAUCAGCCCAGGAUUGAUGAUGGUAUUUGGCGGUAACACCCAUAAUGACACUUCCCAUAGUUUCGGAGCCAAAUGCUAUAGUAAGGACCUCAUGGUGUACGAUGUUCUUUGCAAUUCGUGGCACGUGCAACAUAUGCCGCAAGAUUUACGAGCAGACCUGGCCCGGUUCGGACACUCGGCUAUAAGCUUUGAGCAAUCUCUGUACAUUUACGGUGGAUUUGAUGGUCAGAUGAUCAACGAUAUGCUCAAAUUUACGCCUGGAAAUUGCAGAGCAUUGAACCGGUCAGAACAGUGUUUGAAUACUCGACCAGGGUACAAAUGUAUCUGGGACAUCACGAAAGGUAAAUGUGCUCCGAUUCUAGACGUGGACAAGGCAAUUCUUUUCAGCAGAGAUCAGACCAACUAUUAUGACAUCUGUCCUCAGGAGAGCAGGUUGGUAAUGACCCGUCAAGCCCUCCAAGACUACGAACACUGCAAUCAGCUGUUCAGCUGUCAGAGCUGUGUCUCUACUGCAUACGGGUGCAUGUUCUGCGGAAUCGGAAACGGUAAAGGCUAUUGCGCUAAAGAGAAGUGCCCAGACGUGUCCUACACGUAUCGAGCAGAUUUCUAUCCUACGCGGAAAUUGAAAGACUGUCCGGAAAAUGACGAACAGAUAUGUAGUCAAUUACACGGAUGCCAUGCCUGCUCGGCUUAUACAUUCUGUCAUUGGGACUAUGAGCAUAGCAAAUGUUUUUACGUCGGAAAUAAGACUAGCGACAUUAUAAAUGAAGCACUUCCAUGUCCUCCGGCGUGCUCGGUGCUGACAACAUGUGGCAAUUGCACGCAGGAAGAAUGCAUCUGGUGCCAGAAUGAGCAACGGUGCGUCGACAAAAAUGCCUACACUGCUAGCUUCCCGUACGGCCAGUGCCGUGAAUGGACGACCGGUUCAAAUAAAUGCCGCGCUGCAAGCUCCGGGAAAAGUCAGUGCGGUUUCUAUAAAACUUGCGCACAGUGCCGUGAUGACCCUGCUUGCGGCUGGUGCGAUGAUGGCUCAAUGAAAGGGCUUGGUAAAUGUCUUCCUGGAGGUGAUUCCGGAGCCCACGAGGAAAUGGAGUGCCCUGCAACUCGGUGGCACUUUACUCACUGCCCCAGUUGUCAAUGCAAUGGCCAUAGCACUUGUCCAGAUUCGAAAACCUGUAAGCAACCAUGCGAUGACCCAAUGAUGGGUGCGAAUUGCGAAAAAUGCAAACCCGGUUACUGGGGUAAUCCCGUGAAUGGCGGCACUUGUCAGAAAUGCGACUGCAACGGGCAGGCUCAGUACUGCCACAGUGAAACUGGAAAAUGCUUCUGCAGCACAAAAGGUCUUGCGGGCGAUCAUUGCGAAAAAUGCGACGCCACCAACCACUACCACGGUGACCCCAGCCGAGGGUCAUGCUACUAUGAUCUCACUAUUGAUUAUCAGUUCACGUUUAACCUCUCUAAAAAGGAGGACCGCCAUUUCACACAGAUCAAUUUCCGAAACUCACCCAUCAAGUCGGAUAUUGACGCCGAUUUCAGCAUCACCUGCUCGGUGGCAGCAAAAAUGAACAUCACAAUCCGAACGGCUGGCGGACCGGAAAAGCCAUUAUUUGCUUCCGUCAAUUGUUCAACCUUCCGGUAUCGGUUCUCGAAAGCCGAACAUCACUUCGGAAUAGAAGAGAACGUAACGCUGACUACGUUCUACGUGUACGUGUACGACUUCCAACCGCCGCUCUGGAUACAGAUUGCCUUUUCGCAGUAUCCAAAGCUGAACCUGCAGCAAUUCUUCAUCACUUUCUCUACAUGCUUCCUGCUCCUCCUGCUGAUGGCUGCCAUACUGUGGAAGAUUAAACAACGUUACGACAUGUUCCGCCGGAGGCAACGGCUCUUUGUCGAAAUGGAGCAGAUGGCGUCCAGGCCAUUCUCUCAGGUGCUGGUAGAAAUCGAGAGCAAAGAGUACAAUGAGCUCUCACCAGCCGUAGAGAAUAUCACCAGUGCUCCAAGGAAGCGAAAAAAGGAUUCGCCAAGCCCAAUCGCACUAGAACCGUGCGAAGGCAACAGGGCGGCGGUGUUGUCGCUUCUAGUCCGGCUACCGACAGGUGAGACCUCCGGUGGCCAUCAACACUCUCCUCCUGGUCAAUCGGCAGGUCUUGCCGUAGCAAGUGCAUUAGUAACGUUAGGUAACCCACGACGACCGUCGAUAGAGCACCCGAAGGAACCUAAGACUAAGCGUAAGCAAAGCCAACACCCCGAUAGUUGUAUAUAAGGGAAACUACAAGCGUAAGAGAAAGAAUAAAACUGAGAAGGUAAGUAAAACAAAUAAUAGAAGCAACUAAUUAUUAACUAAUUAUAAACAAAACCAACCUAAUACCAGCAGAAUAUUGUAAACGAAGAUGAUUAUCAAUCUAUCGACAUAAGUUAGAAGACGGAUAGUCAAAGAAAGGUGCAAGCAAAGUGAACAGUGAACGAGGUUUGCGAUAGAAUUUAUAAAUUUUAAUGUGAUUCAGAUAGGAAAGCAAAUCGUGCGUGAAAAGUUUACUCAUAUUAUUUUCCGCAUGAUCUUCAGAUAGAAAGAAGAAAAAAAAGGAAAACGAGGACAAAAUUUUACACUUGCGAAUUGUGAAUAGUAGGAAUUAUGUAAUGUGAUUGAGUUUAAAUAGAAAAGCAAUUUUGAUGCUUGUAAGCUUCUACACAUCACAGAUGUUGAAGAUUCAAGGUGUCUCUUAAUCAUAUAUUUUCUUCCGGAUUAAAAUUAUUUUCUUAUUUUCUUCCGGAUUAUAGCUGUUCGAUUCUAGACUUUCCAUCGCCAUAGCCUUUCCUAGACAUCCCAUAGCCAUUUAUAUUUGAGUAUCAAUACCGCUUAUCGAAAACAGACGAAAUCGUUUUUUAGGCGCAAAUAAAUUUUUUUGAAUAUAUUUCGUUUUUGGUUGAGUAUAACCUAAGAACUGACUGAAAAAAAAAGAAAUGUGAAGUUGCUUGUCAAAUAUUCAGAAUUGCAAUUUUCCAAUCCUGCUUAUUUGGUUAACAUAUAUUUUCUGCCACGGAUUCGCUACUUGUGUGGCUAAGUUUACUAAUCAUGUGUUAAUACUGUAUUGGUUGCCCUGUAAAAAUUGUUUGCAAUUUUUUAAGCAUCCUUGGACACCCAUAAGAGUUUCUGUUUCAGUAAAUCGGUGAGGCAUUUUCAAAAAUCAUCAGAAGUGGAAAUUUUAGUAUUUUACCUUUCAGUUGAAGUCCUUUGAAGAAAUUGGGAGUCUAUCUCCCGGUUCGUUGGUAUAUACCCACAGCCCUGUAAUCAUCUUUCUUCAUAUAAUGGGAAAUUUCAUCAAAAAAAAUGGAGUCUGUUAUAUUGUUUAUUUCGUUUUUUUGUGAGUUACCUUUUUUUUUAUAAACAAUGCAAUGGGUAAGAUGAACACACAUGGCCUCUGAACGAACGUUAAGGUGCGUAAUAACAUACCCACAUUCACUCACGAAAAACUGAAAACGAAUGAAUUUAACACAAAAUCAAAACUAGGGAAAUCCGGCUGAUCUCGGCGGUGGAUCAGAAGAACUACAAAGGGGGAAGUUCUGUUGGGCGGAAAAAUAAUCUUUAACACGGGCAAGAAUAGAAGAAAAAACUGAAAUGAUGAUCUGUACUAUCGGCGGUUGCACGCGGAAAAAUCGUUUAAUCGACGUGUGACGCUAAAAUAAUGUACUAUUAUUCUACUAAAUAGUGUGUAGUGGCAACUGCGGUACACUAUUUCAACGACGAGUGAAGAGCAAACGGUUUGUAAGAAAGAGAGAUACUAGUUCAUAGGUAGUACUACGAAUAAAACUAAAGUCUGGUGAUGCUGAAAAGGAAGGUUUAGCAUAAUAUGCGCUCUUUAAGCAGUUUCAACUACUCAACAGCAAAACGAUGCUCGAAACGAGCGGUGAAAAGUAGAGUUUGUAAAAAGAGAACGUAUAAGUAAGUCGAGGAAAUCAAAUAAUAAAACAUACACACGUACAGACAGCGAGGAAAAAGUAUUUUAUGGCAUUUGUUGCAAGAAUAUAAAAAUGAGAAAAUUCGAUGAA
This is a messenger RNA of Armigeres subalbatus, 6201 nucleotides long. Its product is annotated as attractin-like. Gene Ontology annotation, molecular function: protein binding. Bases 503 to 4417 code for a protein of 1304 amino acids. Lineage: Eukaryota; Metazoa; Arthropoda; Insecta; Diptera; Culicidae. The record is from RefSeq and is a predicted model, not a curated record. Gene Ontology annotation, cellular component: Golgi apparatus. The transcript is spliced from 6 exons.